UCAUACUUGAGAAUACGAUGUUUUGUCGGGACUCUUGUAGAAUAUUUUGAUUCCAUCAGAAUUUUAGAAAGUGACCCGCUCCUUCUGCAGUUCGUUUAUACUUCGCCGGCAGCACGACGUCUUCCACGAAGCGGUCAACUGUUCUGUUGGGUACAAACGGCGGCGAUUUAUCACAAUACCAGAGCUCUGGCCAUAAAUGAAACGUGGUUAUCACGAUGUGAUCAUGGACAAUUGUUUACUGGAGACUUCUUUUCAUCCGAUGACAUUCCUUAUUCAACUGUUUUCGCUGGCAUCCCCGAUUCUUACUAUAACCUGUUUUUCAAAAGUCGUUACGCGUUUUACUACAUCUACCACCACAUCUCAAAAGACUUCGACUGGUAUAUGAAGGCUGAUGACGAUACUUACGUAGUUGUUGAACAUCUCAAGGAAUACCUAUCCCAACUCGAUCCGAACAAGCCAUACUACCUUGGCUAUACUUUGAGACCUUACCUGGAAAACGGAUAUAACGCCGGUGGAGCUGGUUACGUUCUGUCUAGAGCCGCAGUGAAAAUUUUUAAUGAGAUGCUUUAUCACAAUGAGACUUUGUGCCCGGACGACAUCUAUGAAGACGUUGGAAUUGGCAGGUGUUUGGCAAGUGUCGGGAUCUUCCCACACGACACUCGAAACAAUCGUGGACAGAAUCGCUUCAACACUCACACGCCCAGCGACGGUUACGAAGCGUUUGCCAGCGAUUUUAUCAGUUUUCAUCACUUGACUCCGGAUGAGAUCCGACUAUUCGACAUUCUGCUAUACAGGACAAACCGGCCGUCUUCGAAUCAUCCAUCAGAACUGUCCUGA
Messenger RNA from Haemonchus placei, 837 nucleotides. The record is from the annotation of a GenBank genome assembly. Lineage: Eukaryota; Metazoa; Nematoda; Chromadorea; Rhabditida; Trichostrongylidae.